Messenger RNA from Sphaeroforma arctica JP610, 333 nucleotides. RefSeq lists its product as hypothetical. The record is from RefSeq and is a predicted model, not a curated record. The annotation marks the transcript as partial. NCBI's taxonomy places the organism in Eukaryota, Ichthyosporea, Ichthyophonida. The transcript has 2 exons.
AUCAGGGCUGGUGAGAUCGACCUCAUGGCGCAGCAAUACACGGAAGUGACCAAGAAUCAAGUACAAGCACAAUCACAACCAGUGCAAAUACAAGCAGAACCCAAGGCCGGUAAAGCCGAUGCCACAAAGGAAGAUACACAAGCAGUUCAACCGACGAAACCCUGGUGGAUGGGCUUAAGGUGUCCGUUCGAAGCGGCCUGUGAUGUCGAGUACAGAUUAGAGAUCGAGGAAUUUGAGAGCAUAGACGCGCACGUGUACGGCUCUGGGCAUAUCAGUGCAAACGACAUGUUGCGGGAACAUAACUACUGGAAGAACAGAUACAUUAACAUGAAG